Alosa alosa (allis shad) is the source of this 4964-nucleotide messenger RNA. RefSeq names its product thyroid hormone receptor associated protein 3b (gene thrap3b). Gene Ontology annotation, cellular component: mediator complex. Gene Ontology annotation, molecular function: DNA binding; transcription coregulator activity. The record is from RefSeq and is a predicted model, not a curated record. Lineage: Eukaryota; Metazoa; Chordata; Actinopteri; Clupeiformes; Clupeidae. Gene Ontology annotation, biological process: positive regulation of transcription by RNA polymerase II.
AGCAAGGCAAGGCGAGCAAAGUGGAACCAGGAAGGAAAUUCGACCUCCUGCAGUGUGGCUCCUCACGCUGAGGCGACCAAAUGGCUAACCAUAAAAGGUUCAUUAUGUUGCAAGAUCCGUUUGUCGUGAGAUAAUAUCGAUUAUAUUAACAAGAGACAGUUUGCAGUGUGUAAACGGAUUGUGGUGGGCUACAGUUUUUGCCUCGAGGAGGCACGUUUUGUUUCGUUUGCAGCGUCGUGUUCCGAAGGAACUAGCCUACUAGAUAGCCAACAAGCUAACUAAUUAAUCAGCCUGUUCGCUCAAACGGAAUUUGCAGGCGCUAGCAGCUAGCUUAUCAGCAAGCUAGCAAACCUGACCGAUUUUCUUACUGCAGCUAACGUUAAGUUACCUGUGAAGCUAACGUGAACUGCGUGUUUUGCUGUGUGAGUCUGCGACAGGUCUAAGCAGGACUGCGACACGUGACAGCGGCGAUGUCCAAGCCCCCAAACUCCCCCUCGCGCUCGCGCUCCAGGUCGGCCUCCCGGUCCAGGUCCCGGUCGUACACGCGAUCCCGGUCCAGAAGCCGCUCCCGUUCCAGGAAGCACCGGUACAGCUCCAGGUCUCGGUCCCGAUCCAGGUCUCAUUCUCCGUCCCACGGCCGUGAGCGUAACUACCCCAGCCGUGACUACCAGAACAACCGCGGGGGCUACAGGGGCUACAACCGGGGCUUCCGCCGGCCUUUCUACCCCCGGGGUCGAGGCCGCGGCUUCUAUCCCCGCCGCUUCCAGCGCGGCGGUGGCAACUACGGCUACCGCAACAACAACUGGCAGGGCGACUACAAGAACCGCGACCACCAGGGCCAGCACGACUCGUACCGCGACCACAGCCCUCGCCGCGGCCGAUCCGGUCCCGCUUUUGCUUCGCCCGGCGCCCGCUCCGGCAGCCGAUCGCGGUCCCGCUCCUACCGCUCGUCGUCGGGUCACUCACGGCACUCCAGCUCCUCGUCCCGCUCCUCGCGCUCCCCGCGUCGCCGCGCCGACAAGCGCGCCUCCCGCGACAGAAAGCGGCAGCAGCAGCAGCAGCAGCAGCAGCAGGAGGAGCGUCGCUCGGCUCCAGAGCCAGCAAAGAUGAAGCCGCAGGAGGAGCAGGGCAUCAUCAUCAUCAGCUGCAGCAGCGUCCACCUUACCCAACGAACCCCCCGGCGGCAGCAGCAGCUCGCUGGACCGCAGCAAGUGGAAGGGCCUGACUGAUACGAAACCAGCCCCAAACUGACCGGCAUCGGAGCCAGGCCCGGAGCCUCCAUGGGCGCCUCAGCCGGUUCCGACACGAAGAACCCCACUGGGCUCUGGAGGACCAUCGGCCAGGUCAAUCCGCCUGACCAGAGCCCUCCCAAAUCGUCCGCAGGCUCCGGCGGGGCAUCAUCAGCCACAACUGGCUUCGGUUUCUUUUCCAAAGGAGAGCGUCCCGGAGACAAGAACCCGAUCUCAACAGCUUUCAAGAAUCUGUGUGCAGCUACAAAGAGCCUUGGAAGAAUUCAGGUUAAAAUGGAAGCCGUAGAAAGAAACACACUGCUCAUUUCAAAAGCAAAAUUACAAAACUCCCAAAACUUGCCGGUGCUAUGCGUUAAAGUGGAAGUUGUUUCCCAGUUUUUAGCAGAGCAAGGCAAAAAAACCGAGGAACGUGAGAACGGGCGUGAAGGUGAGCCCACAUCCACGGCCGACGCAGAGAGCGGAGGGGCCAAAGCCUCGUACGACCCGAGCCCAGGCUACAGCGCCACCAAAUCCGACAAGAGCCUGCCCUUCCUGGACGAGGACUUGGACCUGGAGUUCAGUCAGGAGCGGAAGAGCGAGGUCAAGCCGCCGUCCUCGCUGACGGCCCGCGACCUCGCCGAGGAGCGCUUCGGCAAGUGGGACGACUCCGACUACCCCUCCACCAACAAGGAGCCUCCGGAGGACGUGGAGGAAGAGCUUCAGCACAUGGAGGAGGAGAUGUACCUCAGCCGCAAGCAGGCCCGGGGCAAGGAGGAGCGCAGCGCUAAGAAGAAGGAGAAGAAGAAGAACCGGGUGAGCCCCACCUCUCCUACGCCGGCCGCCAGGGGUGCCCCUGCCGCGGAGGGCCGCACGCGUCCACUUUUCCCCGUAGGGAGAGACGACUCGCCCCCGUCCAGAACAGGGAAGAGGGAGGAGGAAUUUGCCAACUUUACCAUCAAACCUUACCAGGACGAGGGAGAAGGUGGUAGCACGUCAGGCUCGAUGGCUAAAGAGCGACGUUUGUCUCGUGACCUGGUCCACCCGAGUAAGAAAGACCAGGAGUUCCGCUCCAUCUUCCAGCACAUUCAGGCCGCGCAGCUGCGCCGGAGUCCCUCUGAGCUCUACGCUCAGCACAUUGUCACCAUCGUACACCACAUCAAAGCGCAACAUUUCCGCUCGUCUGGAAUGACUCUAAAUGAGCGCUUUGCCAUGUACCAAAGACGGGCCACUGAGAUGGAAAUGCUGAAGCCAAAGAAAAGCCCAGAGAUCCACAGGAGAAUUGAUGUGUCUCCCAGUGCUUUUAAGAGGCACGCUCACCUGUUUGAGGAUUUCGAGGAGAGCAGCUACAAGGAGGGUAAAAAAUAUGAGGGCGACCUGCGUCUGGACAUUGAGAGGCGUAAAAAGUACCCCCCUAAGGACCGCGAGCACAAGCGGGAAGGGGGCAAGGGUUCAGGGGGCUCCCAGGGUCCCAGCAGAGAGCGCUCCCCCGAAAAAUCCUCCAAACACCACAAAAAGUCCAAGAAGAGCAAGAAAAAGCGAGAGAGGUCUCCCUCCUCAUCCUCCUCCUCUUCCUCCCCCUCCCCCUCCUUCAGGGGUAAGGAGUACAUGGGGGAGGAGAUGGAGCAUAUGGAGGAGGGGGGGUACGGCAAGAUGCGCAUGGGGGGGCCCCGAGAUUACCCUAUGGACCGGGGUCCCCGCGACCCCACGAGAACCCCACGGGCGACAGGGGCGUGGGCCGUGGGCGGCACGGACGGCCGGGGGGUUCUGACGGGCGGGUGGGGGGGAUUUCAACCAAGGAUAAGAGGCAGAGGAUGGGGAAGAGGUAAUUACCCUGGCAACAAUAACAAUGGAAACCCGCAGCAGAUGGGGGGCCCGCCAGUGCGUCCCCCUGAGGAGGAGUGGGACCCGGAGUACACCCCCAAGAGCAGGAAGUACUACUUGCAUGAUGACCGUGACGGGGAGAACAAGUGGGUGGACAUGCGAGGACGCGGCCGUGGCGGCCCUUACCCCCGUGGGCGAGGCUUUGUGUUUCGUAAGGGUACCGGCGGUGGCAGCCCCAAGUGGACCCACGACAUGUUCCAGGGCUCGGAAGAGGGCGAGCUGGGCGACAGCAACGGUUCUGACGUCAACCACAAGGAAGAGGAUAAAGCCGGAGACGCCGCCAUGUCAAAGAUGUAACUUCGACGCGACAUGCUGUCCACCACAGUCCCCCCAGUCCCUUACUAUCCCCACCCCACCCCCCUCUUCUUUUGGAAUUUUCAGAUUUGUUUUAAGAUUGUAUUUGUAUUUUUUUGUGUUAUUUUGUUUUGUUGUAUUUUUUUUUACUUCUAAAUGUGUAGCCAUUGCAGCACAAAUAGACUCGCAUGUGAUUCAGCCGGUGUAGUUAACGCAUCAGAAGAAUGUAACUGUCCUGUGGACUAUAGUGCCACUGACUGUGGAGAUUUUAAUGGAGGGAGGGUUAUUAUUGGUUUAAAUGUAGAGCAAAAGACCUUGUAACUUCUUUGCCUUUUAUCAGAGAUCUUUGCUGUUGUUGUCGUUUAGAUUUAUGCAAUACUUGGUAUAUACUUUUUUUUCCUUUUUUCUCAGCUGUUUAAAAAGCUAUGGAUCAUAAUAAACAGUUGUAUUUUGAUACAGCUUGUGAUUGACAAAUAUUAAUUCAAAACAUUUUUGUUUCUUUUAUCAUUUAAAGCACACUCACUGUUUUUGUUUUGUGUUUUCUAAGUAGGCAGAGGGGAUAAAGUAUCUGUGCCUUAGAGAUGACAACCAUACAUGCUGUACGUAUCUCAGUUUUGUAUACGUACCUCUACUAAUGUAUUUCUUAAAGGUUAUUUUGAUAGGGUUUUUUCUUUUUUUUUCUUUUUGUCUGUUUGUUUGGGAAUAUGUGUCGUGUCUGGGGGUGUGGCGAUUUUAGCCCUGCCCCUUCUGCUCUGGGACCAAUACACUGUGAGCUGCCUGAAGGAGCUCCACCCCCUGUCAGUGUCAUUCAAACAAACCCCCAUUAAACUGUACAGGUUCAUUCUUGUGUUCAUUCAUAAUGAUAUCCACAGUCUUUUUAUGUUUAUAAUUACAUUUAAUGCUGUUAUUUUAGUCUGAAACAGUUUCAGCAGUGAAAACUAACUGAAUAUUGAAGAACUCAUAGUGUGGAGUGACUGACGUGUCAUUAUAUAUAUCUAUAUAUAUAUAUAUCUAUUUUCUUUUUCUUCCAGUUAAAAAAUAAUCCUGUGAUCCCAGUCAUAUUAUAACAGAUAAUAUACCCUCCAAGUGUAUAUAGUUUAUUUACAUAAACGACGUCAAACAUUGAUAUAGAUGCUUGUAUUACAGAGUUAUUGUGGCCUUUGUAUGAAUAGUGUUGAAAGUGAACAGUGGGCCUAUGCAGUUUUGUCUGUUAUAGUUCAAAGAAAUGUCAAAUAAGAGCUUGAGCUUUUUCUUGCCCCCAUAACUCCCACCCAACCCCGACUCAAGAGAUGUGUUGAUGUGAAGGGAAACUGGAUGCACAGUCCUGCGCCUCCUCGUGUGCAAAACAGAUUGUACUGUGUGUAGGGCCGUCUCCGCUGGUCGUGCUUUUGUGUUAGCUAUUGUACUCUACUUUCUGUAGAACUGUGACUCUUAUUUCUUUUCCCUUUGCAUAUCUAUUGAUUUAUAGCUAUGUGAAUGAACCUCUUUUCCCCCGGUGCUUGUAGAAACGUCCCUCCAGUGAUUUUUUUUUUUCCAAUAAAUCAGUUUAUGUAAACUUCA